UUUACAUCAGUGCGGGUCUCAACGCUGACCCCGAAGACGCACUCACAUACCGGCUCGGGGAAUACGACAGUUUAAGUGAAGCGAGAAGAGGAUACAUUAAUCUCGGAGUUAAAAUUCAACAGACUAAAACGUCAAGAUGCCGUUCAUGAAAGGAAGAGCUCCCAUACGGCGUACGUUGAAGUAUCUCGAGUCGUCACGCCUCGUCCUCAAGGAGCGAGUCAAGGUGGUAACUGUGAACUACAACACACAUGGUAACCAUCACCAGGGUGCACGAGAAUUUGUCUUCUGGCACCUUCCACAGCUACAGUACAAGAAUCCACAAGUUCAGGUUGCCACAUUCAAAAACUUGACACCCACACCUUUUGUCCGCAUCUUCCUUGAAAAUGGAGAGGACAUUUUGGUCGACGUGGACUCUAAGUCUCGUUCAGAAAUCCACGAUCAUCUAAAGACAAUUAUCUGCAAGUCAGAGAGCACUUUGCAAAAGGAAGCCAGAGAACUUGAGAUAAACCCAGCAAACUUUGGCUGGGGAUGCGACCGUCAGUGCAUCUGUGAGAUCCCGGGCCAAGUGCCCUGCCCUGGCAUUAUCCCUUUGCCCAAUCACAUGCGAGGGAAAUACAAGUUUGGUGAGAUUUUUGACUAAUGGUGAAUUUGCUAUAUGUAUAUUCUGUAAAUGGUGGAAAAGUAUUGUUGUGCAGCAAUAUAAGGCACUGUAGUUAAUUUUUUUUGUUUGUAAAAAAUAAAUGGAAAUUUAUCUUG
Messenger RNA from Penaeus indicus, 756 nucleotides. RefSeq names its product small ribosomal subunit protein mS25-like (gene mRpS25). The transcript is spliced from 3 exons. Lineage: Eukaryota; Metazoa; Arthropoda; Malacostraca; Decapoda; Penaeidae. The record is from RefSeq and is a predicted model, not a curated record. Gene Ontology annotation, molecular function: structural constituent of ribosome. Gene Ontology annotation, cellular component: mitochondrion. The coding region runs from base 137 to 640 and encodes 167 amino acids.